CGAUGUGCACAUGACUGAUUGCAAUGUAUCUCAAGAGCUUGUAGUUGAAAAUGAAUGUGACAAAUCACCAUUGUCUUAUGUUGUAAAUCAAAACACUUGUGGCACUCAGACAUCAAACAUAUUAAGACUAUUCUCAACUGAGCUGUUACUUGCAGAUCAUGAGACAGUGCAUUAUUAUACUGGAUUAGAAACAUCUGCAAAGUUUUCUUUAGUUCUAAGCACACUUUUACCUAUGGCUAAUCAUUUAAAAUACCGUUGGAGUCAAGUAGUUUGUUUAUCAGUAGAGGACCAAUUUCUCAUGUUAUUAAUUAAACUUAGGAGAAACACUACGGAUUUUGAACUGAGCAAAAUAUUUGGUGUCAGUAAGACUGAGGUCUCUAAUAUAAUAGUGACUUGGAUAAAUUUUGUUAAUGAUGUUUGGAGUUUGGUUGAUAUUUGGCCAUGCCGAAAAUUAGUGGAUUUUUAUAUGCCAAAUAGUUUUAAAAAAUAUUAUCCUUCUACAAGGGUGAUUAUAGAUGGAACUGAAAUAAAUAUUCAAAAACCUAGUCAACCCAAUGACCAGAAAGCCUCAUUCAGCACCUAUAAACAUAAAAAUACUUUAAAAUUCUUGAUAUGUGAUCCUGGGGAUAGUAUUAUGGCAGACAGAGGUUUUAAUGUGCAGGACCUGUUUGCUCCUAAAGGAAUAGGUAUCAAUAUACCUCACUUUUUAAAAGGCAAAUCACAAAUUCCAGGUGUUCAACUUAAAUUAGACCAGAAGUUGGCUAGCCAAAGGGUUCAUAUUGAAAGGCUUAUAGGUUUAACCAAAACAUAUUUAAUAUUAAGAAAUGAACUGAACCAUUUCUAUGUUCCGUUAGCAUCAAAAAUAUUUUUUAUAUGUAUAAUGCUCUGUAAUUUUCGAGAAGGAAUUGUAAAUAAAAAUAAUUAA
This is a messenger RNA of Spodoptera litura, 925 nucleotides long. The record is from RefSeq and is a predicted model, not a curated record. NCBI's taxonomy places the organism in Eukaryota, Metazoa, Arthropoda, Insecta, Lepidoptera, Noctuidae.